This is a messenger RNA of Oldenlandia corymbosa var. corymbosa, 2434 nucleotides long. Lineage: Eukaryota; Viridiplantae; Streptophyta; Magnoliopsida; Gentianales; Rubiaceae. The record is from the annotation of a GenBank genome assembly.
CAGCACAUUGUUUCUCCAUUCAGCCCUCUCAUCCAAAUAUCAUCGCAGAAAAUAGAAGGAAAAGCAAAAGAAAGAAAAAACUAUCCGGAAACCAUGUCGUAUGUUCCUCCUCACCUGAGAAAUUCAACCACAAUUGCCGCCGCCGCCGCCGCCGGCAGCACCGCCACUGUCGCCACUCUCGACGCCACUAUCUUCCACUCUCACUCCAAGCUCAACUCCUCCACUGCAAACAACCACCACACCAACAAUCAUAAUAAUAAUAAUCACGGCGGUCAUCAUUCUCGCCGCAGCAGCGCCACCAAUUUCACCACUCCUGACAUUGUUUUCCCUUCCUGGAAGCCGUCCGAACGCGUUCUUCGUUUUACAACCGACCAGAUAGAGGAGGUUCGCUUAAGGCUUAAUGUCGAAGUCAUAGUAGGUCCUGAUUCACCUCCUGCACCAGCGCCUAUUGAGUCGUUUACAGACAUGGGCUUGCAUUCGAGCAUUAUGAAGGAUAUUACGUUUCAUGGAUAUACGAUGCCCACUUCAAUCCAGGCGCAAGCAAUGCCAGUUGCCCUCAGUGGGAGGGAUCUUUUAGGUUGUGCUGAAACUGGUAGUGGAAAAACUGCUGCCUUCGCCGUUCCUAUGAUACAGCAUUGCUUGGCUCAGCCACCUGUUAGACGAGGUGAUGGACCGCUUGCAUUGGUGUUGGCUCCUACGAGAGAGCUUGCCCAACAGAUAGAGAAGGAGGUGAAGGCUUUCAGUAAAUCAUUGGAAUCUUUUAGAACUGCUAUUGUGGUUGGUGGGACUAACAUUUCUGAUCAGAAGUCUGAACUGCGAAUGGGAGUGGAUAUUGUGGUUGCAACUCCUGGAAGGUUUAUUGAUCAUUUGCGACAGGAAAAUACGUCACUCUCUAGGAUCUCUUUUGUCGUUCUUGAUGAGGCUGAUAGGAUGCUUGAUAUGGGAUUUGAACCACAGAUAAGAGAGGUGAUGCAGAAUCUUCCUGAAAAACAUCAGACAUUGUUAUUUAGUGCAACCAUGCCUGUAGAGAUUGAAAAACUGGCGCAGGAGUAUUUGAGGGAUCCAGUGCAAGUAAAGGUAGGGAAAGUUAGCAGCCCGACAGCAAAUGUAAUGCAAGUUUUGGAGAAGGUGCCUGAAAAUGAAAAGAUAGAUCGGCUUCUUGGGAUGCUUGUUGAGGAAGCUGCAGGGGCUGAAAAUUUUGGCCACCCAUUUCCUUUAACUAUUGUUUUUGUGGAACGGAAGACCAGGUGCGAUGAAGUUGCGGAAGCAUUGAUCGAUCAAGGUUUAAGUGCAGUGGCUCUGCAUGGUGGUCGAAGUCAAAGCGAGAGAGAGUCAGCCCUUCGUGAUUUUAGGAAUGGUCCUACAAAUAUUUUGGUUGCUACUGAUGUUGCAUCUCGUGGAUUGGACGUCAAUGGGGUGGCUCAUGUGGUCAAUUUAGACCUUCCAAAGACAAUGGAGGAUUACGUACACCGGAUUGGUAGGACAGGCCGUGCCGGUUCUACAGGCAGGGCAACAUCAUACUAUACUGACCGGGACUCGUAUCUUGUUGCACAAAUAAGAAAAGCAAUUGCAGAUGUUGAAUCGGGCAACACAGUUACUUAUGCUACUGGAAAGGUUGCUCGAAGGGCGCAGAAGGAAGCUGCAGCUGCUCAGAAAGAAGCAAGAGACGCUCUUUCUAAAGUAUCCUUAACGGGCAAUGCACCUUUAAAAGUCGACGAUAGGUAUAGACACAUGAUUGCCCCUGCAACGGUUAGAACAGAGGGUGCAGCAGAUGGAGCAUGGGACGAUUAGAAUCUGGUCAUAACUUUCGCUCAGAUUUGGUCUCAAGAUCUUGUCGAUUCAUCCAAUUUUAGUGAACAAAGGGGGAAGAAGAAAGAGAAGCCUCCAUGCUUGGGAUCAACUGUUCUAUUUUCUGUUUCAAAAUUCUCGGACAAUACCAUUCCCACUCAUCUUGUAAAAUCUGUCUGUAUAUAUUUGCUUCGUUGCUGCUCCUUAGUUGUGUACAUCACUUACGGCAGAAAAGAAUCUGAUAGUUCUGGCAAUACAUCAUGAUGAGGUUUUACUGUGGCAUUUAAGAACUGAACUGGAAAUGCAGCAGGCGGUAAAAUCCCGGUUUAUUGAGGCCUUGAGCUACUUCUCUCUCUUUGUUCCGUAAUAAACUAAGGUUAAUAAGUUUGUUGAACUAAAAUUUCAAUUACGAUCGAAUGAUUGAAGCAUUCCUGACUGAGGAUUUAACCUUAGAUAACACAUUAUGUUUGGGUUUCCUUAAUCGCUUCAACAAUGAACUAUUUACGUGGGUCUACAUGCACGAUCCACAACCAUUCCUGUGAAGUCGAAAGUUGAAACUUUACUAACAGUCAUUAACCGCUACAUGAUACUGAUAACCAAUAGGGCUUGAUCUUAAGCGAAAAUGUCGAAACACUGCAAGUUCUGG